Thermochaetoides thermophila DSM 1495 is the source of this 414-nucleotide messenger RNA. RefSeq lists its product as uncharacterized. The coding region runs from base 1 to 414 and encodes 137 amino acids. Lineage: Eukaryota; Fungi; Ascomycota; Sordariomycetes; Sordariales; Chaetomiaceae. The transcript has a single exon. The record is from RefSeq and is a predicted model, not a curated record.
AUGUCGGCGGAGACAAGGAAUGUCAAAACUGGUGUCACCAUCAAAGAGGUAAACUUGCCCUCCAAAGGACCCUUCCAACGGGGCGUGCCCAUUCGGGGAUUCACCGUAAAGGCUAUCAUCGAUCGAAGUAGCGAGUACAGGAGCAUGGGAGGGAGCAUGGUGGCCAUGCUGGUAGCAGAUGGUGGCAGAUCGUUGAAAGAUGGCCAGUCUGCUUUGUCGGGACCGAGGAACAUUCAACCAGUAACAAAUGAAUCGGGUGAGAUCGUUGGAGAGGACAUUACGUUUCAUACGAUGGAACUGAGGAUCGACGACAAGGGUGAGUAUCAGCUGAGAGCGAAGAUUGAGUUCGUUGAUGGAAACGAGAGCGAGGUUAUUGCGACUGCGAAAAAUGUUGGGCGAUUGGUGGUUAACUGA